AUGGCAUUUCUUCGUGGAAUACCUGAGACUAUCUGGAACUACGUCAGUCCGCGCAAGAUACAACACCGGCGGGAGAAGCCAUUCGCGUUCAAGACCCCCGCGAUCCCCACCCGAACCACGCCUCUCCCCAAACAGACCGCACCACUCACACGAGAGAUGAGUCCAGAAGCGCGUGUCAAGACUUGCGAUCCGCGAGCACCAAGCUCUCACUUCGACAUCGAUGCGACGUUGUUGCCGCCUUCUCCUCCAGCCUCAGCUAUCUCGUCCAAGGAUCUAGAAGACGACACGCUGGUUGUGAAUUCGCCCGCAGCGCCAGACAACGAGACAGAGGGCUCUUCGGCCGACUUGUGGGACGCGAACGAGGAAACUAUGGUUGUCGAUGACGGAACUUACAUGGUUGUACAGAAGAAAGUGAACUACCACCAGGAGCGUCAGAGACAAGAUCAACAAGCUCGUGAUCUACGCGAUGCUGGCUGGUCCGAGGACGCUGUCUUUCUUUUCCAGAAGUUGGGUAUGCGCGGCUUCGAGCCACUGAUGCCCAUUAGCUGGAUUGAUGACCUUGAGACUGUCCCCGCAGAUCUCUUCACUGAGAACAUCGACAAGGCAUUCAUCAAACCAGCCUACGGCACUGAACACAAUGCGCAGUAUGCUCUUGAGAAGCUCUUCGAUCUGGGCAGUGUCUCUCGUGACGCCUGGUAUACACGAACCAAGCGGGCUCCCCACUUCCAGAUUGGCAAAGCCGUCAAGGCGUACACAAAAUGGGCCAUGAAGGAUGGUAGAGUUGAACACCUUUGGUCCCAACUCCCGCUGUUCCAAACUGUCACCUUCUCAAAGCAUGUGCACCCGGCCGUCGGGGAGCGUAAGAUGAUCGAGAAGCUUGGUCGACUACACGAGCUGUGGUACGACGCUCUGCAGAUCGACGAAGCCGUAGAUCGUGGAGAUUCCAUCGUGCCUGAAGUUCCGACGCUUUAUGGUAUCACUGCAACACACACCGUUAUGGCUUUUGUGAGCUAUGCGCCGCCGACCAAGAAGAAUGAACAGCCUUCUGUGCGUUUACUCGCCAUGUACGACUUCAUGCAGGAAGGUUGCGAUGUCUGGAAUUCCCUCGCCAUCUCCAUCUUCAUUAUUCAUUGCAGGAACAGGAUGAUGCAGUUGAGGGAAUGGCUGCCAGAGCCGGAGGUAUCAACUGAAGAAGACCCUGAUCUUUGA
Molecule: messenger RNA, 1209 nt
Organism: Alternaria atra
Lineage: Eukaryota; Fungi; Ascomycota; Dothideomycetes; Pleosporales; Pleosporaceae
Exons: 2
Coding region: 1-1209 (402 amino acids)
Source: RefSeq, a predicted model, not a curated record